AGGCCGAGAGUUGUCGGAUGGUAACACGGACGGGAGUAUGGUUUGGAGCGCGAUUGCGUGUGGGUUCACGUAGAGGAUCGUCUGUUGGCAACAUCGCUUUGUAGCUGGUUAUCCUGCUGCUGCCUGCUGAGUGACGCGCCGCCAGUGUGCUCCUAUAUUCAGCGUAACAUCGGAGAGCGACCGAAAUGACCUCACCACACAUAAUUAAAGAAUUAAUUCUGACAGAAGUACUGCUGCCAUUUUGUGCGCUGUGAUCGGUGUGUUGUGUGUUUUUAUUCAAUUCAAAAGUGAUGUAGAAGGCCAUGGCAGAGCAGCGAGAGGCACCCGAGAGACUGCUGGAGCAGCAGAUCCUGCAGCUCAAGAAGCAGCACCAGUUGCAGCACCAGAUACUUUUGCAGCACUUCCAACAGCAGCAGCAGCAUCUGGCCGAACAGCACGAGCAGCAGCUUCGGCAGCAUCUGAAAGAGUUCUGGGACCAGCAGAAGCAGCUGCAGGACAUCAGGCAGCGAGAGCAACUGGAGGCGCUAAGAAAGAAGGAGAAGCACGAGGAGAGCGCUAUCGCGUCCACCGAAGUAAAGCAGAAACUGCAGUCUUUCCUGCGGCAGAGAGCUUCGGGAUGUUCCAAAACAAAUCUCAAUCAGAAUCAGGAAAAUUCCUGGUCUGAAGGUAUGGACACAAGUUCAGAUCAAUCUCACGCCAACGACUUUCCAUUAAGGAAAACAGCGUCCGAGCCAAAUCUCUUAAAAGUACGAUUGAAACAGCGAGUAAUGGAGCGUCGCUCUAGUCCAAUGAGUAAACGUCACCUGCCUCCAAGUUUGAAGAAGAAAAUUUUGUCAUGUCAGCCGCCGAGUGAAUCACCCCCACAAGAACCUCCUAAAGAGUUGAGUCCUCCUUGUGAAUCUGAUGAAUAUCAGAGACACGCUUUGUUCAGUAGUCCAUCGAUGCCUAACAUUUCGUUGGCGGCUCACCACCUUUCCACUACCGAAGUAUCGGAAGCGGCCAUGAGGGCAGCAUGCACGGCCCGGUUAGGAAUGUCGUUAACUGGACAGAUGCUGCCGGGCUCGUUGCCAUUCUACCCAUCAUUGCCGGCCAUCGAAAGUGAACAUGAAGAAGCAUCGACAUUGGAUACUAUCAGCGAACUGCAAGAACCAACACCCCGCGGUGUUAUUAGGCCUUUGGGUAGGACGCAAUCUAGUCCGUUACCAUUGAGGCAUCCGCUGCUCGAUGGAAAUCAUAAACCCGCCCAACAACCUGCGCCACCUCUGCCCGAGGAACAGGAACAACGUGAUAUGGAACUUAGAACCAACGAAUCAAGAAGUAUUCGUCCUUUAUCGAGGGCUUCUAGUAGUCCGGUGGUACAUUUGGCAGCUGCAGCUCUGCUGCAAAGACGCCGAGCUUCCUCAACGCCAACAACGGGCUUGGCCUUUGACAACCAAAUGCUCAAACACGCUUGUGUGUGUGGUAACAAUUCUCAGCAUCCAGAACACGCCGGUCGACUCCAGAGCAUAUGGGCGAGGUUAUUGGAAACAGGAUUGGUACACCGGUGCGACAGGAUUCGGCCUAGGAGGGCGUCGACGCAAGAACUUCAGACGUGUCAUUCGGAAGCUCAUACCUUGCUGUACGGCACAAGUUCGUUGAAUAGGCACAAAAUUGAUAUGAGCAAAAUGAGUGCACUUCCUGUGCCGGCUUUCGUGCGGUUAACGUGUGGUGGCAUUGGAGUGGAUUCCGAUACGACAUGGAGCGAGUUGUAUACGGCACCAGCAGCUCGUAUGGCAGUGGGAUGCACCGUGGAUUUGGCUUUCAGGACUUGGACCGGAGAUAUACGCAACGGAUUUGCAAUUGUAAGACCGCCUGGUCAUCACGCUGAACCUCAACAGGCAAUGGGUUUCUGCUUCUUCAAUUCUGUCGCUAUUGCUGCGAGAUUGUUGCAGAAAGAACAUCGCGUUCAUAAAAUACUCAUCUUCGAUUGGGACGUGCACCAUGGAAAUGGAACUCAGGAUAUAUUUUACGAUGACCCAAGAGUAUUGGUAAUUUCAAUGCACAGACACGAUGACGGCAACUUCUUUCCAGGAACGGGCAAUCCCGUCGAAUGCGGAUCGGGAGCGGGUAUCGGUUUUAAUGUGAAUGUGGCGUGGUCGGGCGGUUUGAAUCCGCCGUUAGGGGACUCCGAGUAUUUGGCCGCUUUCCGGAGUGUUGUGAUGCCAAUUGCAAGGGAAUUUUCUCCGGACAUUGUACUUGUUUCUGCUGGAUUCGAUGCUGCUGAUGGACAUGCACCACCAUUAGGCGGUUAUCGAGUUUCACCUGCUUGUUUUGGAUAUAUGACACGUCAGUUGAUGCAGUUAGCACGUGGACGAGUGGUGCUCGCCUUGGAGGGUGGCUACGACUUGCCUUCAAUAUGUGAUUCGGCGGAGGAAUGUGUUCGAGUGUUGUUGGGCGAUCCUCCGUCUUCUAUGCAGCCUGCCGAACUUGCUCGUGCACCCUGCCAGAACGCUGUUAUUGCCCUACAAAAUGUUAUAGCGAUUCAAUCUAGGCAUUGGCCUUGCCUUCACGAAGGGGCUAAGGGAGUGAUAUGCUCCCACAACGACGUAGUUAGAAAUGAGAAGGAUGACAAAGACACUGUUUCGGCGAUGGCCUCGUUGUCAAUGCAACAGUCGCUUGGGUAUCCAAGUCCGGACGCUGCAAGACCUAGCUAAUAAACAUCUCCCUUCUCAUAUUCUCACUGGCUAAAUUGUACAUUCCGGCAUUUGCUCAACGCGAAUGUCCUUUAAAUUUUAAGAUCAAAUUAUUAUGUGUGUUUUAUUUUUGUUAAUAUAUUGAAGUUUUUAAAUAAAUGAAAACAAUUUAUUUACUUUUACUGUCCGAUUUUCAACGAGGAGAAUGGUAAAACAUGA
Nicrophorus vespilloides is the source of this 2891-nucleotide messenger RNA. RefSeq names its product histone deacetylase 4 (gene HDAC4). Bases 303 to 2693 code for a protein of 796 amino acids. Gene Ontology annotation, cellular component: histone deacetylase complex. The transcript has 4 exons. The record is from RefSeq and is a predicted model, not a curated record. Gene Ontology annotation, biological process: negative regulation of transcription by RNA polymerase II; chromatin organization. NCBI's taxonomy places the organism in Eukaryota, Metazoa, Arthropoda, Insecta, Coleoptera, Silphidae. Gene Ontology annotation, molecular function: histone deacetylase activity.